Platichthys flesus (European flounder) is the source of this 4082-nucleotide messenger RNA. RefSeq names its product proteinase-activated receptor 1-like. The coding region runs from base 1237 to 2541 and encodes 434 amino acids. Gene Ontology annotation, cellular component: membrane. The transcript is spliced from 2 exons. Gene Ontology annotation, biological process: thrombin-activated receptor signaling pathway; blood coagulation; phospholipase C-activating G protein-coupled receptor signaling pathway. NCBI's taxonomy places the organism in Eukaryota, Metazoa, Chordata, Actinopteri, Pleuronectiformes, Pleuronectidae. The record is from RefSeq and is a predicted model, not a curated record. Gene Ontology annotation, molecular function: thrombin-activated receptor activity.
CACGGAACCUUAGUUUACGAAAGGUUUCUCAACCUAUGCUAAAAAAUACUGUCAGGCAUGAGUAGGCUGCGCCACACACAAUGUCGGCAGGCCAGUGGCUGUAACCUGGCUGUGAUCACGACAACAGUACAUCCACAACAACAGGCACGUUCAGGAGCAGCAAUGACAACAGAGUAUCUAGUCUGGGAUACUGCAAACUGUGUUGAACAUUAUUCAUUAUGAUUCAUUAUAAUCCCGCUUCAGCCCAGGUCUGUAUGGGUCUGCUUUCAUUACUCCAGUAUGGACUCUAUUCUUUGACAGAGUUUAGAUUUUAAUACAGAAUAACCCUUAAGAAACUAGGCAAGUUGAAGACCCUGAGUACAUUUCUGAGCUUUUGUGCUCUCAGUGCUUGAUCUUAAAGUUAGGUUACACCAAGCAUGUUUUGUUGUUGCCUGUAGACUGUUGAUUGCCCAAAAUACUGUAAUUUGCUCUAAAAUGUAUCAUAGUUUUCUAUUUGAUAAAAAAAAAAUUGUAUUGAUCCAACACCAGGGAAAUUCACUUGCAGCAGAUAAGUCACAAUGAGGCAAGAGAAUAAAAUAAAAACUUUAACAACUGACAGAAAAUAUGGUUUGUAGUGUAUACACCGUAUUUUUGCAUUAGUAUAAUGGGAUUUUGAAAUAGACAUAUCCAUAUAUAUGCACUUAGAGACUUAUGAAGAUAAAAAGGCACGUGACUACACAAAAUGUUUAUAAAUAUAAAAAACACAUAUAUAUUAUAAAUUCACCAUAUUAGCACUAUAGUAUAACUGUGUGUAUAUACAUGCAAAAGUAGCGAUGCGUAGCUGUAAUGUGGACAAAUUGUGCUGUGUUAGGUUUAUAUUGGUGCUGUGGAGUCUGAUAGCAGUGGAAUGAGGAUUGGUGUUCUUUUGUCUGCAGCCAAGAAUCAAUGCUGUCUCCUUCAACCUUUAAUACAUGUUAAGGUCCAGUUAUGGUGCAGUCAGUGUGUGUGUUUCCUGUCAGUGUGAUGGGAAAGGUGAUUUCAGUGGACAGGAGUGUCUCUGUGUGUACAGAGGCUGUUGCUGAUUGGCUGUUUUUUUGUUUUUUCCUUCAGAAUUUGGGAGGAAACCAACUCACUGGUCACAAUCAGCAGCAGAAUAAAUGCGAGAGACGAGACACCCAGAGAACUGACAGGCGGAUUAACCAUAUUUAAUAGAAUCAUAGUUAAUAUAGUUUUUAUUGCUUCAUUUUCACCAGCACAAUGUUUCAAGUGGUUCCAACAGUGCUGGUUCUGGUGUGUGCAGGUGCUGCCUCAGCUCGGAUCAAAAACACUACACUGAAGGAGACGAAAAAGCCUGUUACGAUAAGAGAAAGGGGAUUCCCUCGACAUGAAUAUACAAUGCUAAAUACGGUACCUGAAAGAAAUAACAGAAACAACAGUAUGUUGAUGCAUAAUGAAACCAACAUCAAUGGAACGGGGGUGCUGAAUGUAACCAGUAUCAAGAGGGUGGAAAUCUUCAAAGAAGCACUGUUGUUUCUCACAGGCUCUGUGUCCACCAUCCUCAUCCCUUUCUUCUACACACUGGUCUGCCUCAUCAGCUUGCCGAUCAACAUCUGUGCAGUGGUGGCCUUCACUCUGAAGAUCAAACCCAAGAAGCCGGCGGCAAUCUACAUGUUGAAUCUGGCCUGUGCCGAUCUGCUCUUUGCUGCGCUGCUCCCCUUCAAGAUCAUCUACCACUUUGGAGGCAACAACUGGAUAUUCGGCUCACUCAUGUGCCGGGUUGUCACUGCAGCCUUCUACUGGAACAUGUACUGUUCUGUUCUGCUCAUAACUUGCAUCAGUGUGGACCGUCUCCUUGCUGUAGUGUAUCCUGUUGACUCUCUGUCUUGGAGGACGCCAGGGAACGCAAUCAUGGCCUGCGUCGCCAUGUGGAUAUUAUCCUUUGCUGGCACUGUGCCCCUUGUCCUCCACGACCAGACUUUUCACCUAAUUCAGCUGAACAUCACCACCUGCCACGACGUCCAGUGUGUGCAGGAGAUAAUCUGGUACUACAAGAUCUACUUCAUUGCUGUGUGCUGUGCCUUCUUCUUCCUGCCUCUGCUCAUCACAGUGGUGUCCUACACUUGUGUGAUCUGGGCACUGAGCAGAGUCCCACUCGACCUUCUAGGAUGUUCACGGAGGAGAACAAGAGCAGUGGUGAUGGCUGGAACAGUGCUGGUGAUAUUUGUGCUGUGUUUCACACCCACAAACUGUCUACUGAUGGCCCACUAUCUGCAAUUUAACGGAGGAGGUGCUGAGGCGAUCCAAGAGAGCACUGAUGGCUCUUACGCAGCCUAUCUCGUGUUAAUGUGUUUAGGAAGUCUGAAUUGCCUCCUGGAUCCUCUGGUUUACUACUUUGGCUCAUCCCAGUGCCAAAAACAACUUUCCAGCACACUGAGGUGUGAGAAGAUUUUGGAGGGCUGUAGUGGACAUUCCUUUUCUGGCCACAGUAGUCACUUAACUAGGAAAAGGACAACCAGAUCCAGUGACCUACAAGUUGAAUACCACCCAGCCUGCAUACCAUAAAAACUCAAUUUUGGAGGCAAAAUGAAAAUCUGUUUUUUUUCCAAACCACAUGCUUUUAAUCAGUUAAACAGAUAUACUAUACGACCAACAUUGCAGAUUAGUUGGAUGGCUCUGUCUGUUCGACAGUGGUCAACAAGCAAUGGCGCCCUGAACAUAUGCUCAAUUUAAUAGCAAUGCUUCCUCUGCCUCUCUCUCUUCCAAGAGGUGGGUCGAUCACAGAAGUAUGUCAUGAAACCACAUUCCAUUUUGUCUGAAAACCAGCUCAUUUUAUUGAAUGACUUAAGCAAAGUGCAAACAAUGUUUAAACUGUCUCAAUCUGGUUAGUUUUGUUUUAUAACUGCUUUGAGGUAAUUUGAUAGAAAUUAUAAAAGUGUUCCCGGUUUUAUGAAAUUUGAAAUUGAGAAGCCUUAUAUAUAAAGGUCUUUACCUAUAGAGUGCAGCUAAAAAUAUACCAUAUAACUAUACUGCAAUAAGUAAUGUUAUCCUGUAUUCAAUUCAUAUAAUAUUAGAUAUAUUAUGCUAUGAUUGUUGGGGUCUGCUAAACGUAAAGAUACUAUCUGGUCUGAUUGAUGGGAAUGAAAUGUAUUUUGUACAAUGUCAUUGGUGUGUAGGGGAAAAGAGGACCGGAAAAUAUCUGCUUCAAUAGAAAAGUCAAGGUUCAGGUUUCUGAUGUGCAUAACCAUGCAUCUGUGUUUGUAAAUGUGGAUGUGUGUGUCUGUUUGUGCAUGAGCAAAAAUUGUCAUACUGUCUUUGCUUGACUGCUUCCUCUCCCCUUGAGACCUUUUUGCUAAAACAACUCACACUAAUUCACACACAAGCGCAUACACACACAAACCUACAACAAUAACAUGACUAAAAUCAAACCCUUCCAUUUUAUCACCCUUGCAUUUGUCCCAUGUUGACAUUAUACUGACACCACUUGUUUUAUUUUAAAAGUUCAUAAUCUGCUGAUUGCUCAUUUUACAUCACGUUUCCACUACAUUGAGACAUGUUACACACUGUGUGAUAAGCAAGGUUUUUAUCUAAGCUACAUUUAAGGAGAAUCAUUAGCUAGGUGAAGGUUUCAUGGUUUUGUCAUCUGUUUAUUUCCACUUCUGUCUGAAGAGUCUGUUUUUAGUAUAAUCACGCCUCCUUCUGUUUCAUGUUUAUCCUUGUGUUUAUGUUUGUAUAUGAGCUGUUUCUGUUUCAAAUUUUUUCCCAAUCCCUGUGUUCUGCUUCCUGUUUUAUUUUGUAGUAACGGCCCUUGUGUGUUUUUUUUCGUCACUUCCUGUCUUUGUGAUUGUCUGCAUCAGGCCUCAUGUGUUCAACCUGUGUUCAAUUGACCUUGCCUUCCCUAUGUAUAUAAGUCUCUGUGCUUCCCCUUGUCCUUGUCGGUUUGUCGUUGUUAAUGCCUCGUCCCCUGUGCCGGUCAUCCUCUGCCUCAUAUCUGUCUCUAGUAAGUUCCUGGUGCAAUCCCCUGUGUCCUCUUGGUUUUUUCAUUUGGGACUUUUUUGAGAUUUCUCGGUUUGUUGUUUUCUCUGUUGGACAUUUCCCAUUAAAAG